This is a messenger RNA of Oenanthe melanoleuca, 1654 nucleotides long. It is a transcript of the gene RAVER1, whose product is annotated as ribonucleoprotein, PTB binding 1. Bases 46 to 723 code for a protein of 225 amino acids. The transcript is spliced from 8 exons. NCBI's taxonomy places the organism in Eukaryota, Metazoa, Chordata, Aves, Passeriformes, Muscicapidae. The record is from RefSeq and is a predicted model, not a curated record.
UUGACCCCAAAAUCAGCCCUGGGGACCCCCCAGGGACCCCCCAAAAUGAACCAGGGGGAGGGGGGAGCCCCUGCGCUCUCUCUCCUGGGGGAGCCCCCCAAGAAGCUGCAGCUGCCCCUGAGCCCCUUCCUGAACCUGAACCUGAACCUGAACCUGAACUUGAACCAGAACCGGGGCCAGAGAAAAGGUUUUAGGGUCAAACCAGGAGUUUUGGGGCCCCCCAGGAUCCCCCCCAGUGACCCCCUGGAGUUCCCCCAGGAUUUGGGCUCCAGGAUUUUCCCCCAACCCAACCUGGGGAGUUUCAGGCACCAGGUUUCUUCCUCCUGCCCAGGGCUGGACAGGGGGGGUUUGGCCCCCCCAGCCCCCCCUUUAUUCUCAGGCUCCCCCAGUUCCUGUUUCAGCAGCGGCCUCAGGGCAGGGCUGAGGCAGAGCCAGCUCAGCAAGACCAUCUCCAUCCCCCCGAGCUCCGACUCCAUCCUGCCCUUGGCGCCUCCAAAUCCUCACUUGAAGACCAUCUCCAUCCCCCCGAGCUCUGACUCCAUCCUGCCCUUGGCGCCUCCAAAUCCUCACUUGAAGACUCCCCUGGGGGGGCACAAACGAGGAUUUUCUCACCUGCUGCCGUCGCCCGAGCCCAGCCCCGAGGGUUGUUACGUGGGGCAGCAUUCCCAGGGUUUGGGGGGGCACUAUGCUGAUUCCUACCUGAAGAGGAAAAGGAUAUUUUAGGGGAAAAAAAAAAGCACAAAAAAAUCCCAAAAAUUAAAAAAAAAAUCCUCAAAAUGGCAGAAAAAAUCUGAAAAAAAUCGGGGAAAAAUUCGUUUAAAAAAGCCCAAAAAUCGCAGAAAAAUUCCUCAAAAAAUCACAAAAAAAAUCCCCCAAAAUUUGAAAAUAUUCCCCAGAAGGGCAGAAAAAGCCCCAAACUGGGGAAAAAUUUGUUAAAAAAAGCCCAAAAAAUGCAGAAAAAUUCCCAAAAAAAUCCCAAAAAAAUUAAAAAGAAGAUCCCCAAAAGGGCAGAAAACACCCCAAAAAAAUUGGGGGAAAAAAUUGGGAAAAGUUGUUUAAAAAUCGUCCAAAAAAGGUGAAAAACCCCAGAAAAAAUCCCCAAAAAAUCCCAAAAAAUUUAAAAAAAAAGAUCCCUGGAAGGGCAGAAAAACAAAAAACUAAAAAUUGGGGGAAAAAAUUGGGAAAAAUCGUAAAAAAGUACAACCAAAAAACGUAGAAAAAUCCUGAAAAAAUCACCAAAAAAUCCCCAAAAUUUAAAAAAAAAAUUCCCCAGAAGGGCAGAAAAACCUCCAAAAAUGGGGGAAAAAAAAUCAGGAAAAAUUGUUUAAAAAGCACCCAAAAAACACAGAAAUAUUGCCCAAAAAAUCACCAAAAAAUCCCAAAAAUUAAAAAAAAAAAUAGUCCACAACAGGGCAGGAAAAAACUGAAAAAAAAAUGGGAAAAAAUUGGGAAAAAUCGUUUCAAAAUUGCCCAGAAAAGGCAAAAACAACCAGAAAAAUUCCUCAAAAAAACCCCAAAAAAAUUUUAAAAAAUCCCAAAACACUGUGGAAAAAACCCCCAAAAUUUUGUGAAAAAUCGUUUUUAAAAUCCCCCCAAAAAAAUUCGCAAAAAGAAUCCCCGGAAAAGGUAGAAAAAUUCGCAAAAAGUCACAAAA